AUGAAUUGCAAAUCAAACAUUGUCCAAAUUAACAUAACAUGCAAUUUAAAGGGCAAGAAAACUGACACUCGUGACACCCAUCAAAAGGGUGUUAAUUUCCAUCAUCGCACUAUUCAGUUGAUACAACUACAUUAUCUCCACAUUUAGGCUUACAUUACCCUGAAAUUGUGUUCAAAAUCCAUUGAGAUAAACAUUAAGUGCAUAAACCCUUGACGCAAAGACUACAUCCUUCAUUGCAAUCGUAAAUAUAAGAGAAGCAACCAUCGAAUGCGUAGAUAUUAUUAUCACUGCACAUAAUACCUUCAUCUAAACCUUGUAUUUUUUAUGCAUCAGUAAACACUUCAAAAUCUCUAAUACCAUAGAGAGGAGUAUUGACAGAUACAGUGGAAAAUGCUGGGAUUUCGAAAGUAAUAGUUAAUGUUGAGGCACUGCUUGGAUAUUCUCCUAAAUCAAUUUUAUCCAAUUUUAAAUAAGAACCACAAAUGAUAUUAGCAGAAGUAAUAGAAAUGAAAGUAAAUUGUUGAUUAGUUA
This is a messenger RNA of Paramecium octaurelia, 531 nucleotides long. The record is from the annotation of a GenBank genome assembly. NCBI's taxonomy places the organism in Eukaryota, Ciliophora, Oligohymenophorea, Peniculida, Parameciidae.